AUGACAGCAACGCCACGGUGUAUCGCGUUGCCUCACUCGGUCGCCCUGGCAUCGCCCUUCCUCAAACAUCACAUUCGCCUUCUGCGUACCCUACGCACACGCCCACGCUUCCCCCCACCCUUUCCCUCACCUUCGCUCACGUUUCCCCUUUACCGUCGCUGCCUCCUGCUCCCUGGGUGCACCCACAAUUCCGCUGACCAUCGCGCACGCCUCCCCCCACAUUCACACACGCUCAUCGCCCACGCUUCACCGGACCGUCACCCCCGCUUCAGCCCACCGUCACCGACGCUUCCUCUUACCGUCGCCCACGCUUCCUCUUACCGUCGCCCACGCUUCCUCUUACCGUCCCCCACGCUUCCUCCCACCGUGGCCCAUGCUUCCUCCCCGUCACCCACGCUUCCCCCCACCAUCGCCAACGCUUUUCCCCACCGACGCCAGCGCCUUUCCCCACCGUCGCCAACUCUAUUCCCCACCGUCGCCGACUCUUUUCCCCACCGUCGCCAAUGCUUCUCCCCACCGCCGCCCACGCUUCCCCCCACCGUCGCCAACGCUUCCCCACACCGUCGCCCACGUUUCCCCCCACCAUCGCCCACGUUUCCCCCCACCGUCGCCCACGUUUCCUCCCACCGUCGCCCACGUUUCCCCCCACCGUCGCCCACGUUUCCCCCCACCGUCGCCCACGCUUCCCCCCACCGUCGCCCACGCUUCCCCCCACCGUCGCCCACGCUUCCCCCCACCGUCGCCCACGCUUCCCCUGCCAUCGCCCUCCGUGUCGCCCGGGAAUCCCCCUCCCGCCGGCCUCCCUCCCCUCCCGCGAAAACCCCCCCCGUCCUCUCAUUACCCCAGCCUCUCAUCCCCCUGUCCCCUGUCCUCUCAUCCCCUCGUCCUCUCAUCCCCUCGUCCUCUCAUCCCCCCGUCCUCUCAUCCCCCCGUCCUCUCAUCCCCCUGUCCUCUCGUUCCCCCUGUCCUCUCAUCCCUCUGUCCCCUCAUCCCCCUGUCCACCCUCCUCUCAUCCCUCCGUCCUCUCAUCCCCCUGUCCUCUCGUUCCCCCGUCCUCUCAUCCCCCCAUCCUCUCAUCCCCCUGUCCUCUCAUCCCUCUGUCCUCUCAUCCCCCCGUUCUCUCAUCCUUCUGUCCUCUCGUCCCCCUGUCCUCUCGUCCCCUUGUCCUCUCGUCCCCCUGUCCUCUCAUCCCCCUGUCCUCUUGUCCCCUUGUCCUCUCGUCCCCCUGUCCUCUCAUCCCCCCGUCCUCUCAUCCCCCUGUUCCCUGUCCUCUCGUCCCCCCAUCCUCUCAUCCCCCCGUCCCCUGUCCUCUCGUCCGCCUGUCCUCUCAUCCCCCCGUCCUCUCAUCCCUCUGUCCUCUCGUCCCCCCAUCCUCUCAUCCCCCCGUCCUCUCACCCCCCUGUCCCCUCAUCCCCCUGUCCUCUCAUCCCCCUGUCCUCUCAUUCUCACCCCCCCGUCCUCUCAUCCCCCUGUUCCCUGUCCUCUCGUCCCCUAAUCCUCUCAUCCCCCCGUCCCCUGUCCUCUCGUCCCCCUGUCCUCUCGUCCCCCUGUCCUCUCGCCCCCCUGUCCUCUCAUCCCCCCGUUCUCUCAUCCCUCUGUCCUCUCAUCCCCCCGUCCUCUCAUCCCCCCUUCAUAUUCUCUCUGUCCCCCUUCUCUCUGUUUCCCUUCUCCUUAUCGCCUUUCUCCCUGUCCCUCGUCUUCCUCACCCCCUUCCCCGUAUACCUAUCCCCUACUACCACUAUUGCCUUCCCUGCCCUUCCUCACCCUCCCUCCCAUUUCCCCCCACCCUCUGCCUCCCUUUCCCUCACCAUCUCCCCAUGUGUGGCAACUGUCAGCAAGCUCAUCGCCACCACACCUCCUCUCUCAACAGAGGACAAUGCACUGAUGUGGAUGGAGACCGGGGGUUGUCCACCUCCAACACCACCUGUUGGCUCGUACACCAUAUGA
Closterium sp. NIES-65 is the source of this 1947-nucleotide messenger RNA. Lineage: Eukaryota; Viridiplantae; Streptophyta; Zygnematophyceae; Desmidiales; Closteriaceae. The record is from the annotation of a GenBank genome assembly.